This is a messenger RNA of Kickxella alabastrina, 1607 nucleotides long. Its product is annotated as Pex12 amino terminal region-domain-containing protein. The record is from RefSeq and is a predicted model, not a curated record. NCBI's taxonomy places the organism in Eukaryota, Fungi, Kickxellomycota, Kickxellomycetes, Kickxellales, Kickxellaceae. Gene Ontology annotation, biological process: protein import into peroxisome matrix; protein monoubiquitination. Gene Ontology annotation, molecular function: zinc ion binding; ubiquitin-protein transferase activity; protein binding. The transcript has a single exon. Gene Ontology annotation, cellular component: peroxisomal membrane; peroxisomal importomer complex. The coding region runs from base 124 to 1158 and encodes 344 amino acids.
UCGCUCAAGUCGCCCAAUUCGCUCAAAUCACCCAAUUCGCUCAAAUCACCAUCACCAAUUCCUCGCUCAAGUCGCCCAAUUCACAAUUCACCAAAUUCACCCAAUCCGUUCAAGCCACCCCCAAUGGAGUUCAUGGCCGACAUGCUGGGCGGCGCCGACGCUGGCAAGCCGUCGGUGUUCGAGCUGGUCGCGCAGCACAAGAUGGCCGAGCUGCUGGAGCCGGCCGUGCGGCACAUCACGGCGGUGUAUGCGCACCGGUACCCGCGCUACCUGGUGCGCGUGCUGAACUGGCACGAGGAGGUGUUCGCCGCGCUGAUGGUGGCGGUCGAGCGCCACUAUCUGCGGCGCUACGGCGCGUCGUUCGCCGAGCACUUCUACGGCGCCAAGCGCGUGCGCACGCGCAGGAUCGGCGGCAGCGGCAGCCUGACGCGCGGCGACCAGUGGGCGUCGGUCGCGCUGCUGGUGGGCGUGCCGCUGGUCAAAAGCCGGCUGGACCAGUGCUACGACCGCAUCAGCGGCGGCGACGCAGCGCGGCUGCUGGGCGGCGCCUUUGCGCAGCCCGACGAUGCCGGCGCCGGUGCCGGUGCCGGUGCGGACAGCGGCGGCGCCACGCGGCUGCAGCGGCUGCGCGCGUCGGCCAAGCACGCGUUCCGGCGCCUGUACCCGCACGCCAACUUCGCGUACCACGCGGCCGCCGCGCUGUAUUACGUCGCGUACAUGUUCGACCGCACGCGCUACAGCUCGCCAGCACUGCACGUGCUGGGGCUGCAGCUGCGCCGCCUGAGCGCCGCCGACCACCGCGCCAUGGACGCGCGAGCCGCAACCGCGCCCGGCGGCUCGCUGCUGCGGCUGCUGCGCAUCGGCGCGGGCGGCGCGCUGGACGUGCUCAAGACAGCGCUGCCGCUGGCGAUUUUCUUCUACCGCUUCCUCGAGUGGUGGCACCGGUCGGACUUCCACCGCCGCGCGCAGCAGCCGCCGAUGCCACCGCCGCCAAAGCCGCUGCCGCCGCACCCCGACGGCGUCGCCGUGCCAGGCGACCAGGCGCUGUGCCCGCUGUGCUGCAGCCCGCGCACCAACCCGGCCAUGGCGCCGACUGGCUACGUCUUCUGCUACCCGUGCAUCCACCGCCACUCGCCGCCACCGGCGCCUGCCCGGUGACGCUGGCCGCAGCCGACGCGGGCGCCAUCCGCAAGCUGUACGCUGACAUGUAGUUGGCAGGGUUGUAUUUUAGUCUUUACUUUACUUUCUCGCGCAAAACACUAAAACACUCCACUCCGCCGCCCACGCCCGAUCUUGCGGCGGCACUGCGGGCAGUAGUGCGUCUUGCGGUGCAGCCCCGGCACCACCAGCGGCACCCAGAACAGCGGCCACGCGAUGGCCGCCACCAGCACGGCCGCGCCGCCGGCCUUGAAGCCGAUGCGCCGCUUGAUGCGUGUCGUCACCACCGCGUGGCACCAUGGGCACUCGACCGUCUGCGCCUGCCGCCCCAGCCCAUCGGCUGCGCUCGGCCCCGCCGCCCGGGGCUCGUACAUGCCGUACCCGCUGGUGCUGUGCACGCUGGCAUCCGCCACGAUCCAUGCCAGCGUUCUGCUCGAGGCUGCGGAUGU